CACUAAUGUCAAACGUACUCCUGACGCAUAUCUUAAAAGUAUCACUCGGAAUCCGAGAUAUAUUUAUGCUUUGCUCCUAAUGUUUCAGGGAUAGGCCGUGCUGCUCCGAUCCUUACCAGGAUCUUGCUAAUAACGUAUGGAUGUUUGGAUGUCUCUCAAAACAACCUCCACCAGUCCCUAAACAGGUCGAGGUGGUUCACGAGAAAGAAAACGUCGUCCACAGUCACAAGCUGGUUUCAUAUUCUUUGACGCCCGGUCUCUUGAUAUACAGCAGCAAUUACUCACCUGCACUGUAAAUGGCAUCUUGUGAUGUCCUACCAAAGUGCAGACGUAUUUGAGAGCAACAGGCUGCCGCAAGUAUUAACUUCACGGAGCUUUAAAUGUGGGCGGCUACUUUAAACUUUGGUUUAACGAAGAAAUGAUUAAUUUCAACAAGAAAGUGUAUUUCGAUAUUUGAUCUGUUGAGGUAUAAUUGAGUAUUAUCCUCCUGUAAAGAACUCGCAGAAGGGAUUUAAAAAAAGAUCAAGGAUGCUUGGAUAUAUAGUGAACUACUAAAACUUUAAGUAGUAUUAAAACUAUACAGUUUACAGAAGGGUUUUGUUUGAUUAGGUCAGUCAAACGGACUACUUUGAGCUGGAUGAUAUAAGUAUGAUUUAUUGGUGCCACAAGUAUAAGGCCAGACGUUAAGAUGCCACACAGGGUCAUGUGGAGGUCCGGAAGGAUGCUCACCUCACGAUUAUCAUUCAAGAAAUGGCAGGAGUAGACUGAGACCGACGAACUACUGGAAACCAAAGAAGCAGGAUUCUUUUUUGUCUGUAGCUACUCUUAUGCAGGUAUCUCAAUUGUAACCGACAGUGUAUAACCAAUUCUAAAAUGCAUGUGCUUCAAAAGAAAGACUUUCAUUCAUAACACAUAAAGUGUUAAGUAAAUCUAAGUAAUGUUUUUUUUUUAUAUCUUUGAGGUUUUACAUUACAUGUUGGUAACAUACUAGUAUAUUAGUACAAAAUGUACUCUUAACAGCAAGGGCUUUGCAGUUGUCUUUGUCAAAAGGUACAGGAAGGUCACAGAGCAAGAUCUGUAAUGUUUACGACUAUCAAUCCUCAAUAUAGUUAUUUAAAAGCUACUUUCAACUUUGACCGCUAAAAUAGCUUAACUGCUCUACGACAUUUGCUGCUGUCUGGAUGUCGUAAAAUAUUUUUUGUACUUGCUUUAAUAUUCCAGUUUUCCAGGGUUGUCUCCAGGUUGUUUUCCAGGUUAUCUGGUUUUUAGAGAGCAAGUUGUGUACCGAUAUUGAUGCUUUUACAUAUUUACUUUCUGCAACUGAAAACACUAAAAUGGCUCGUCUUUACGCAAAAGAAAAGUAAGUAAGCAAACGCUGCGUUAUAUUAUGUACCAGAACAGUCCACUAGCAUUCACACAUCUGUAAAAUGGUCUUCGUUAUUGUUUUUAGUGUAUGAGUUUGGGUCCUAACAAUGUUUUACCAAAGCGGUUUCAAGCGUUCAAGUUUUUUUUAACAACGCUGAAUGCUUUUAGCUUAUUUUAAUAAUUAGAACAAGAAGAUCUCGAGAUGAAAAUAAUACGAUCACACACCUGAAAAACUCUUCACAACCGAAACAUUACGUAUUUCUUCUUUCUUUUCACUUUUGCGGGAUUAAAGUCUUCUUGUUCCUUACUACCCGCACACCUCCACACUACAGCCUUUUUUUUUCAACAUCCGGGUGAAUAUGCGCAGACUUUGAAAAGCAGGUGUAAAAAAACACAGCACGUUCAUGGUUUCGAAAUAGAAAGUUUCUGACGACUUUUAGAAUAUGUCGUUUUCUGCUUGAAUAGUUCCACCUUUCCUGAGGGGGGCAGUGUCGGAAAACGAAAGAUGUUUACACAAAGCUCUUUUCGAAACAGCCUCCCACAUUUUAGACCCUCCUCUUUAAGAUGUCACCUUAUGAAUAUAAACAGAGUUCCGCUGACGUAGGAUGUCUGUCGACAUUCAUUUAAUAUUCCCGCAUAUAAUUUUAUAAUUAAUGAGGGACUGACGCGCCCCCCUUUGCUUUUUACUUACGCUUGAGUUUCUCCUGCCACAGUCUCCAUGAUGGCGGUUUCGGCAGCUGCCGAGCGGCUCUGAGAAAAGCAAGAAACGAACCAACUGGAUUUACAAUGGCGUAAGACCCGGAGUGAGUGGCCAGCCUGCGCAGUUUUGCUUCUGUAUUAUUUUUUUAAUUAACACAUUAAGUGUAUUUUCUUCGUUAUUUCCACUCACGUAAAAUGGAAAGUGCGCGGGCUGUGGUGUUGGACGGCAGGUUGGCACUGGAUGGCUCUUCCACAGCGGUCGGGACAGCUGCUUCGGACUCUGAAACUGGCAAAAUAAGCCAUGCCGGUAAAUUGAAGAAAGGAUCCAGCUUCACCACCGCUGGUAGUGGGGCUGCAGCGGCGGUGGAUGAUGGCGGAGGCGGCGGGUCGAAAGCGGAGAGUGGGGGUCUCCGAGGGACAUCUGCCCCUCUCCUUCACGUAGCAACCAGCAAUGGAAAUCAUCAGGUUCAAGCGGCCACUGGUAAAACUAGUACAAAUCCUUCUCUUCCUGCAACCACGAGUGCUUCAGGUUUGGCCAGUAACACUAACUCACUGCUGCUUAGGAGGAGACGACUGAAGAGAAAUCUCUCGGCUGCAGCUGCAGCCUCUGCCUCUGCCUCCUCCGGGAGCCACAUGAGCUCCGCUUCGUCCUCCGCCCUGAGCACACGGAGCCUGGAUCGAAAGAUGCUACUGAGGCACCGUCAGGUCAUGCAACUGCAGCCGGCAGAUCGGGAAUGGGUGAGAGCGGACCUCCAGCGGGGUUGCUUACACGUCCACGACAAACUUGUGCCCUCGUACCUCAGGCCAGUUUUGUGCACACUGGAAACCAGCGCCGGGGAGAUAGCGCGGCGGCUGAACCAACUCGGCAGCAAAGGAGGAGCCGUGGUGAAACUGGUCGGCAAAGGGAGCCCCACGACAGACUUAAACGGCACCUGCAACGGCAGACGGGUGGGCAGCGGUGCCCAGCAGAGGCUGCGCUCCCCCAGUGCCAGCCCGGAGGUCGUGGAAGUGGCGGACGGUCCUGACCAACUUGGUCAUUUCAACUCCGCGAAACAUGCGGAGUGCAGGGAAGGCCUGGCAUCCCCCCCGGGAGAAAGGCUGAGGUUGCCGCUGGCGGAGAGCAGGAAGAGCCACAAGCGGCAGCAACUGGAGACUGAUUCUUCCAGAGUAAACCCGCAGUCGGAGCGGAAGAAUUUUACCAGCCCUUCUUCGGAUACCAAUUCAAACGCCGACGUCGACUUGAUGUCACCUGCCGCCGAUGCCGCGCUUGUACGCGGCGCAGAGGAAAGUUGCGGACCAAACUCUCCUUCGGAUGUGGACAGCAGCACCUGCGAGGAGCUCAGCGCUGCGGCCCAGCUCGCCGACCACCGGGACUCGUUCAGCGAUGGCAUCAUCCUGGGUACGGAUACGUCCACCAGCCUCAGCCCGAGCUUGGACAGCGCACCGGAGGGGCUCGACGGUUUCGGGAGUUCCUCCGACGAGCUGGAUCUGGACAGUCAGCUGCCCAGCUCCAUUGCCCAGGAGUUGCAGCAGGUUGCCCGAGAAAGCGGCAGCGCCAUCUCGAAUAACAACAACGCAGUCGGCAACAGGCUGUGCGGCUGUGAGCUUCCCAACGGAGCGGUGGCUGACCGGGGACCAGGCGUCAGACACGACCCGCUCAGCUCGGCCAAACUUCCCUGUAGCGGCGGCCAGUGUCAGCCCAGGCCCAGCCUGACAGGCAAGGGCGCCGCCAGGCACACCUCCACCUGGACAGCGGAGUUGGGGUCUGACCGCUGCUCCUCUGCCCCGACAUUGUACGUCCAGCUGCACGGCGAAGCAGCGAGGCGGCUGGAGCCCGAAGAAAAGCCCCUUCAGAUACAGAAUGACUACCUCUUUAAACUGGGAUUUAAAGACCCGUGGAGGGUGCAGGAAGAAGGGAUGGACGCCGAGAUAGGCUGUAUGAUACGUUUCUACGCAGGGAAGCCUCACAGCGUUGAGAGCUCCGAGCGGAUCCAGCUCUCGGGGACCUACAACAUCCGUAAAGGGAAGAUGCAGCUGCCUGUUAACCGCUGGACCAGGAGGCAGGCAAUCCUGUGUGGCGCCUGUCUCAUUGUGUCAUCAGUCAAGGAAAGCCAGUCAGGGAAGAUGCACAUCCUGCCUCUGAUUGGGGGAAAGGUAGAAGAAGUGAAAAAACAUAACCACUGCCUGGCUUUCAGCUCUUCGGGGCCACAAAGCCAGACCUAUUACAUCUGUUUUGAAAACUUCACCGAGCACUUACGAUGGCAGCGGCAAGCUUCCAAGAUUGUGUCCCAGCGGAUAAGCUCAGUUGACUUGUCCUGCUGCAGCCUUGAGCACCUGCCUGCCAAUCUCUUCUACAGCCAAGACCUGACGCACCUCAACCUCAAGCAGAACUUCUUAAGGCACAGCCUGGGCCCAGUGGCCAGCAGAGGCCUAAGUGAACUGCAGAGGUUCUCAAAGCUUAAAAGUCUCAAUCUCUCCAAUAAUCACUUGGGGGAUUUCCCGGUGGCAAUCUGUGAUAUCCCAACUCUAACAGAGGUUAACCUCUCCUGCAACUGUCUGUCAGCUGUGCACGCUGCUGUGGGGACAAUGCACAACCUGCAGACCUUUUUGUUGGAUGGCAAUUUUCUGCAUUCACUUCCAGAUGAACUGGGUGACUUGCAGCACCUGAGCUACCUUGGCCUGUCAUUUAAUGAGUUCGCCGAGGUGCCCUCUGUGCUGGAGAGGCUGACUGCUAUGGAGAAACUGUGCAUGUCUGGGAACAACCUGAACACUCUCAACCUGCAGAUGUUAAGACUGCUGUCCAUCAAGCAUGUGGACCUCAGGCUGAAUAAGAUCUGUAGGGUGAUCCCAGAGGAGCCAGAAUUUCUUCGACAUAUCACUCACUUGGACCUACGAGACAACCAGCUGCAGGAGGUGGAUGCUACUGUUUUCACCAAACUGGAGGUGGUACACUGUGAGAGGAACCAGCUGACUACUCUAAAAGUUAACGGCUGUCUCCUGAAAGGACUCUACGCAUCAACCAACAAGCUUUCUCAGCUCGAAGUAUAUCCUGUGCCCUGUAACCUGACCUUUAUGGAUGUCUCAAGAAACCAACUGGAGAGCUUGCCUGAAUGGGUAGGUGAGAGCAAGAAACUGGAAGUGUUGGACAUCGGCCACAACCAGAUCUGUGAGCUGCCAGUACGGCUGUUCUGCAACAGCAGCCUGCGGAAGCUUCUGGCGGGACACAACCAGCUGCGCCGGCUGCCCGAGAGACUGGAGCGCACACAGCUGGAGGUGCUGGACGUGCAGCACAACCAGCUGCAGGAGCUGCCCUCCAACCUCUUUCUCAAGGCCGACAGUUUACGGUGUUUGAAUGCCUCUGCCAACAAACUGGAGAUGCUCCCCCCUUCCAGCCUGUCUGAAGAGAGCCACAGCAUCUUGCAGGAGCUGUAUCUCACCAACAACCGCCUCACUGACAAAUGUGUACCCUUACUGACAGGCCACUGCCACCUCCGAGUCCUGCAUAUGGCCUAUAACUACUUACAAAGCUUUCCAGCCAGUAAAAUGGCAAAACUUGAAGAACUGGAUGAAGUGGACUUGAGUGGGAACAAACUAAAGGCAAUUCCAACAACCAUAAUGAACUGCAGACGGAUGCACACAGUCAUUGCACAUUCCAACUGUAUUGAAGUCUUUCCUGAAGUGAUGCAACUCAUGGAGAUGAAGUGCGUUGACCUGAGCUGCAAUGAGCUAAGCGAGAUCACGUUGCCAGAGAGCCUUCCUCCCAAACUGCAGGAGCUUGACCUUACUGGAAACCCCAGAUUGGCCUUGGACCACAAAACCCUGGAGCUGCUGAAUAACAUUCGUUGUUUUAAGAUCGACCAGCCCCCCACCUCUUUCUCAGCAAGUGAAGCUCCGGGAGCCCCAGCAGUUUGGAGUCAUGGCUAUACAGAGGCUUCUGGCAUCAAGAACAAGCUGUGUGUGGCGGCUCUGUCAGUCAAUAACUUCUGUGAGAACCGGGAGGCCCUUUAUGGGGUGUUCGAUGGGGACCGCAAUGUGGAGGUGCCUUACCUCCUGCAGUGCACCAUGAGCGACGUGCUGGCCGAGGAGCUGCACAAGAGCAAGAGCGAGGAAGAGUACAUGACCAGCACCUUCCUCGUCACACAAAGGAAGCUGGGAACGGCAGGGCAGAAACUUGGCGGCUCAGCUGUCCUGUGCCACAUCAAACAUGAUCCCACAGACCCUGGGGGCUGCUUCACCCUGACUGCGGCCAAUGUGGGGAAGUGCCAAGCUAUUCUGUGUCGAGAUGGCAAGCCCUUGCCCCUGUCUGCUCUGCACACUGUCAGCUGUGAGGACGAGCUCAAGAGGAUCAAGCAGCACAAAGCCAUAGUCACUGAGGACAACAAAGUGAAUGGAGUGACAGACUCCACCAGGAUUAUGGGCUACUCCUUUCUUUACCCUUCGGUUAUCCCACGUCCUCAUGUCCAGACAGUUACACUCACACCCCAGGAUGAGUUCUUCAUCCUGGGCAGCCGGGGCCUGUGGGACAGUGUGUCACCUGCAGAGGCCGUGGAGGCAGUGCGUAAUGUGCCAGAUGCCCUAGCAGCUGCCAAGAAACUGUGUACACUGGCACAGGGCUACGGCUGCAAUGACAGCAUCAGUGCGGUGGUAGUGCAACUCAAUGUCACCGAGGACUGCUGCUGCUGCUGUGAACUCAACGGCUUACCACCCCCUAGCCCUGGCAUCUUCCCCCCCUCCGUCAGUGUGGUCAUUAAGGACCGGCCCGCAGCACCCGACAACCUGGGUAUGCCCUCUUCCAGCAGCGAGAUCAGCAGCGAGAUCUCUACCUCCGAGAUGAGCAGCGAGGUGGGAUCCACCGCCUCCGACGAGCCCCCACAGAGUGCCAUCCUCAACGACCACCAUGGCGGCACGGCCUGCGCCUCUGAGCAGCGCUGUUGCACUCUGCAUCCUGUCUGCCUGUCCAGCUCCUUCCAGCGCCAGCUCUCCAGCGCCACCUUCUCCAGUGCUUUCUCCGACAAUGGUCUUGACAGCGAAGAUGAGGAGCCCAUCGCUGGCGUCUUCUCCAACGGCAGUAGAGUGGAGGUGGAGGUGGACAUCCACUGUCUGCGUGCCAGGGAAAAGGCCCUGUCUUCAUCGUCUUCUUCCUGCCCCUCUCAAGCCCCACCAGUGCCAGCAGCCCUUGAGGCUUGUGAUGAGGGCAUUGUCAUCAGUGCCAACGAGGAGGAGCUGACUGGGGUGCCAGACAGGACACUGACUUUUAGACUGCAAGGAGAGGGGGCCAGCUGGGCAGGGAGCUUAAGAAGGAAAGGGGGCGACUGCUAUGGUGGAACCCUUGGCAAGCGGCGUGGGAAUGGCUCUGUGGCCCCCCAAGAGAAAAGCCACAACCUUAUCGAAGUAGCAGCAGAUGCCCCCACAAAAAAGACUGGGGGUUAUUUUGCAGCCCCAGCCCAACCCGAUCCUGAUGACCAGUUCAUUAUACCUCCAGAGCUGGAGGAAGAGGUGAAGGAGAUCAUGAAACAGCACCAAGAGCAGCAGCAGAGGCAGUAUCAAGUGGACCAAAUGCCAGACUACUACGAUACACCUCUGUGAGGCCAGCGGAUACCUGGUGAAGACCACCUUUGGGGGCCAUUGGGCAGGAUAGAUAAGAACAACAGAAUAUUUUUGUCCUUUUUAGAUUCUAACACCUGCCCCCAAGCGUAAAAUAUACACUGCAUUAUUUUUGGACAUCAACACUAGUUUCCUUGAGUUAAUGCUUCACAAAAUAAAUAAGGUUAAUAUAAUUUUAUUUUUUUUCUUAUCAUAUCAUUUUAUGUAAUAAGAAUACGCUGAAAGGCACUUUUAAAAAAUACGGAACCUUUUGUUUGUUUUAAAAAUAAAAAUGUUAAAUAGUUAAUACCACGUUUAACUGUUAGUUAGUGCUGUUAAUAUUGUUAGUGCUGUUAAUAUUAUUUUCAGAAAUCAUGGCUUUUGGCUUAUAAAAAGUCAUAGAAAUUUAUAGAAAUAUAAAGACUAACUCCUAGGAGUUGCUUACUCUUUACCGUGACUUAGUCACUGAAUUUUACUAAUCUUCUCUGAGAGAAAAGGUGAUUUUUUCCAAUUAUUGUAAAUAGGAUUAAUGUUGCAUCUAAGGAAAAUGAGAUAUUUGGAACACAGUUCAAGUACUGUGUCUGGAGACAGAAUUGCGGAGUGCUGGCUACCAAACAGCAUGGUAAAGAUCCAGGACUGACGUUCAGCCAGGCUGUUUGUUCCCUGUCCCUAUCCUUCCCACACUAACAUGCACUUGAUGUCUUGUCUCCCUUAGUUCCGCCACACCAGCAUGACUGUAUACAGUUCACUAAUGCGAAAACGUUACCUACAAGUUGUAUUGAAGCAAAACACACAAAAAGUUCCAUUUUUGUUAUAAUAAAUCUAAAAUUUACAAAUAA
Molecule: messenger RNA, 8486 nt
Organism: Lepisosteus oculatus (spotted gar)
Lineage: Eukaryota; Metazoa; Chordata; Actinopteri; Semionotiformes; Lepisosteidae
Gene: phlpp1
Product: PH domain and leucine rich repeat protein phosphatase 1
Molecular function (GO): protein binding
Source: RefSeq, a predicted model, not a curated record